GUGAAAUAUGUUACGUGACCUCUGUUUUUAUACUCCAAUCCAGAGAAUUUUCUCGCUUUCGGGUAUGAAGUUGAACUUUCGAUACAGGUUCUUAUAAUUAUCAUUCGGCCUCUUGUUUUUCGCCAAAAUCAUUACACAGAAUCCUCUUAAGCAACAGAAAAGGGACAAUUUUCCUACUCACUCAGACAGAUCAUAUUUCAGCUGAUUAACCGUGUAUUCCGAAAUACAUUGCGGCCCAGCUGAGUCACAAAUGAUCUCCGCCAACUUAAAUUCGACUUUAAUUUUCAGCUAUCCUCUCCGAGAUAUUUCGUUUUCUAGUAAAGAGUUAGCUUUUGUCAUAGUUAGAUAGUUCUACCAACUAUGCUUUUGUCUUCCACUUUUGUCGUCCAUCCUAUCUUGCCUAGUUCCUAGGCCUCAAUAUUUCGCCGCGGUCAUUCGUUUCGGGUCACGUGGUCCGGGGCGAAAGGUCCAGGAAGUAGGCAACAUACUAUCUACAAUUUCCACUUUCGGUCGAUCAAGCACGGGCUGCUAGCCCGCUCUCGAUUCUGUCGGAGUUCUUACUGUACAUCAAGUUAGAACACGGCUUUGACAGGUAGUCCAACAGAUCCUUGAUCACUGCUGAUGUAAGGAUGACUCUGCAGCCGUUUCAGGACGAGCAUUUGAACUAUUUCAAGUUUGCUUCCAUUGUACUGAAUGAAUUUCCCAAGGCAUUACGUCAUACUUUCAGAUCCAUGUGGGACAACACCUUUGGACAUCUCCCCGGUUUCCAACCAUGGGAUGACUCUAUUGCGGUAAGAAAUCUGUUUCUUACCACAGAGGGUGGCACAACCAAAGUUCCCACAAACCUCUCUUAUGAAGAAUGGGAUUGUACAGCCCUGUUCCAGGCCACUAUUUACGCGCAGUCCUUCGCUUUGCCCGACAGCAAAGGUCAUCACAGGACACUCGGUGAUCUGUAUGUGAAGCCUCAUAAGUUAGCUCAUGGGAGGUUCCAUGUAUCUGUGGUGAGCCCGAGUGGAAACAGGGCAGAAACAUUUGCACUUGCAAUUGAUCAAAUUCGACUGUUAAGAAAUUCGCUUUGUCACUCAACCAGUUCUGAGAUUGUCAAAGCAACCUUUGAUCAAUACGUGCAGCUCUCUAAAGAUGCAUUCAAAGCUCUGGGAAUCAAGGCAGUUCCCAUUGAUGUCAUUGGUGGUUUGACUGAGUCGGACUUUCCCACCAAAGAAGUUCGCAAGUUGGAGCAAGCCAUAAAAGAGGAGAUCCAAACACACAAUAAGUUUCUCGAGGGCAUGAGCUCAGAUAUCGACGAGUUAAGAGCGCUGUCAACUGCAAUGAACGAGAAAUUGGAAAGCGCAGCAAGUAAAUUGACCAACGUUUCCAGCGGUGCUGCCAAAGUAGAACUGAUGAGCGCUAUCGACUUCCUUGUCGACAACAGCAUUUCCCGUGUGGAUUCCUUUUUGGCCAUCGUUGCUAGCAGUUUUACUAAAGGUGUUUUCUUGACCUUCAUCGCCUUGAUCGCCGUCAAAAACAUUCUCCAUGUUGAUUCCUUUUUGGCCAAUGGCGGGAGCAGUGUUACCAAAGGUGUUCUCUUGAUCGUCAUUGCCUUGAUCGCAGAAGGAACAACAUUUCAUAUUCCCCAUGUUGAUUCCCACUUGACCAACGCUUCCACCGGUGCUGCCAAAGCAGAACUGCUCGCGGCUAUCGAUUUCCUCGCCAACAACAACAUUCCCCUCGUUGAUUCCUUGUUGGCUAACGGUGGCAGCAGUGUUACCAAAGGUGUUCUCUUGACGGUCAUUGACUUGAUCGCAGACAAGGAUAUUCCCUAUGUUGAUUCCUUGUUGGCCAACGGUGGCAGCAGUGUUACCAAAGAGAAAGAAGCUCUUGUGUCCUUGAGUGUUCUUCCAGAGAGUUUCGAUCUAAAGGUUGCUGCGGCUGUUCUGAGUAUGUCAAAAAUUCUUGCGGCGAAAAACGUCUUGAAAAGCCUUCGGAGGAGGUCUUUUCUCGAUGUAGGUCCCAAAUCUGGAUUAUUUAUGAUACAUAAACUACUUCAGUCUUUUGCAAGAGAAAGGGGAGAACAUGAAAUGAAAGAAACGAUUCUUAAUGCCAAAUCUCGCUUCCGUGCAUUUUACGUCUCCCGAUUCGAGAUGCUUAAUGAGCAGUUUUUGACAGGAAAUUCGAUGUCUGCAUUUAUUGAGUUCUAUGAACAUGGAGAGAGUUUCCUUACAAGUCUUAUAGAGGGAUGUUACGAUUCCAAGACUUCUGACAAUGCUUUUCGAGCUCUGGUAAAAGCAGAGCUAUUUCUAGACAGCCUAUUUUGGUGCGAGGGCGACAAGAUUGACAAAAUUUACGAUUCAGCAAUUGAGGCAGCCAGGAAGGAUGGGAGCAACGUGAUCUACAGGCAGUUACUUGUUUCCUUGGCUUUUACUGAAGUAACUUUGGGUUCUCAAGGAAGGACGAUGCAGCUUCUUUCGGAAGGGAAGUAUGAGCCAUCGAGCCCUUCAGUAGCGGUUGAUGAUAGAGGAAAACACCUGUGUUGCAGCGGCAUCUAUCAACUGGUUACCGGAAAAACAGAGAACGGAGUUCAACUUCUACAAGAGGCUCUUUGUUUACUGAAUGACACCCCCGAACAGAGGAUUCUAAGAAUUAUCACGUUCCAGAUGCUUGCUAUUUAUCAUCGAUUUAAAAAGAACUCGUCAGGAAUGUCAAUGUUCUACAGCAAAGCGCGCGAGGAAUGCAGAGUAGUGGGAGARACACACCUUCUUAUUAUUCCUGCAAUGGAAAAUACAGACAGGGAGAAUGGAGAAGAAGAAAUGGUCCUCAGAAACUCCGAAAACGUAAUUAAUCCUCCACUUACCGUAGAAGUUCUUUGUCUCGUGAGCAAAGCAACAGAACAUUUACCAGAUGCUGACGUAAAGCGAUCUGCAAGCAACACUUUGCUAAAUAUAGCAAAAGAGAUCGAAAAACCACUCCUCCAAAGUUCAAUUGGUUUGUUUAACUUUCAGCGCAAUGUAAACAGAAUACUUCAGAGUUUGUCAAGCAGACGUGAAGACGCAGCCAAACUGUCCGCGGAAAGGAUCAUGUAUCACGAGAAGGCAAUUGAAAAAUGCAAGAGAAGCAAAGAGAAUUCGCCCAUCCACGAACCAAACUCCGCGACUCUGGCACUUCAUCAAGAAGCACUAGCAAAGAGCUAUGCUGACCACGCAAACAUUCAGUGCAAAAUGCAAAACUAUUCACAGGCUGUUCAGUCUGCACAGUUCGCACUUGAUAUCAGACUUGAACUGUUUGGAGAAGAACACUCAAGCACAGGCUCACUCUUUUGA
Molecule: messenger RNA, 3317 nt
Organism: Orbicella faveolata
Lineage: Eukaryota; Metazoa; Cnidaria; Anthozoa; Scleractinia; Merulinidae
Molecular function (GO): protein binding; ATP hydrolysis activity
Source: RefSeq, a predicted model, not a curated record